Molecule: messenger RNA, 793 nt
Organism: Aspergillus steynii IBT 23096
Lineage: Eukaryota; Fungi; Ascomycota; Eurotiomycetes; Eurotiales; Aspergillaceae
Product: alpha-ketoglutarate dehydrogenase subunit KGD4
Exons: 2
Coding region: 20-382 (120 amino acids)
Biological process (GO): 2-oxoglutarate metabolic process
Source: RefSeq, a predicted model, not a curated record
CAAUCCCAUUCAAUUCAAAAUGCGUGCCACCGUCGCUCUCGGAAACGCUGCUCGCACUCCUCUCAUUCGGUUCCUUGGUCGCCGUUCCGUGCCUCAGUCUGUUGACCACACUCCUCGUCCUCACCCCGCUUCUCCGUCCGGCAUUCUUCCCGACUCUUUUGCCGCCUAUCGCUCCAAGGCUCAGCAGCACGGCCCGCUUGGUCGCGCCUCUUUCACUCAGGGCGCCAUCGGCCGUAACUCGGGCGCUUCUCUGGGCCCCGUCCAGCCCAAGCAGGGCGAGUUUUUCGAUCGCGUUGAGCUUCCUUCCCGUUUCCACCGCCUUCCCUGGAGCGAGGCGGAGAUCGAAGCCAUUGAGACCGGCGGUGCCAGUCUCUGUGCUUAGAUUCUCCAUGCCACCAUGAGGGAUGAUGCAAUGAAGACACUUGUAGGAUGAGCACGAUGCAUGGUAUGGCACGUUGCCAUGAGAGAGGAGUGGUCGUUUGCGACCGAAGCUAUGACGGGAAGAACUCUUCAACAGGUGCCCCGUGGGUGCUUGGGCAGGAGCCGUGAGUUCGGAGAGACCUCGCGUCAUCCCGAAACCAAGCCGCUAUAUCAAUUCCUGGCCGGACGCAAUUUUAUUAUCCGAACCCGGUCAUGGAUCCCGUCUUGAACACCUCGGGUAUGGGGUUUUCUCCGGUCCACGGCUCCCUCUUUUCUUUUUUCUUUUCUUUUUCCCUUUUUUUUUCAUUUCUUUUGUUUUUUUUUUUUUUCCUACUCCGUAUCAAGGCGCUGGUGGUUGCAAGUCAUUCAUACU